Messenger RNA from Seminavis robusta, 699 nucleotides. Lineage: Eukaryota; Bacillariophyta; Bacillariophyceae; Naviculales; Naviculaceae. The record is from the annotation of a GenBank genome assembly.
AUGGGCAAUGUCAUGGGCAAGAAGAAGCCUCUGAAGGAGGUUUUGCGUGAAAACAAGCGCAUGAUCAAUCGGGCCGUUCGAGAAUUGGACAGAGAAAAGCAGGGGCUGGAACGGGAAGAACAACGCUUGACGAUGGAAAUCAAAAAGGCCGCCAGAGCGAAUCAAAUGGCGUCCGUCAAGAUCAUGGCCAAGGACCUUGUCCGCACACGACAAUACAUUGCCAAAUUCAUUGAAAUGAGGAGUCACCUGCAAGGAACCGCCUUGAAAUUGCAGACAGUCAAGAGUCACCAAGCAAUGGCAGAGGCCAUGUCCAGCACAGCCCAGGCCAUGUACAAGAUGAACAAGGUGGUCAAUGUGUCCUCCAUUACCAAGAUGAUGGCCGAAUUUGAAAAGGAAAAUGCCAAGACAGAAAUGAUGCAAGAAAUAAUGGGAGACGCCAUUGACGAUGCUAUGCAAGACGACAACGCAGAAGAGGAGGAAGAUCGAAUUGUUGGACAAGUUCUGGAUGAAAUUGGCAUUUCCAUGGCAGAAGAGGUUCCCGAUGCUGCAGGACUUGGGUCGCUGGCAACUCCCACUGCAGCAACACCAGAAAAGGUCCCUGCAGCUGCCGCAGCAGUGGGUGGUGACGGCGGUGGUGGCGGCGGUGGCGAUUCCGCACUGAGCGACUUGGAAGCCCGAUUGAACAAUUUGAAACGAUAA